This is a messenger RNA of Trematomus bernacchii (emerald rockcod), 2271 nucleotides long. Its product is annotated as acidic mammalian chitinase-like. NCBI's taxonomy places the organism in Eukaryota, Metazoa, Chordata, Actinopteri, Perciformes, Nototheniidae. Gene Ontology annotation, cellular component: extracellular region. The transcript is spliced from 14 exons. The record is from RefSeq and is a predicted model, not a curated record. The coding region runs from base 1 to 2271 and encodes 756 amino acids. Gene Ontology annotation, biological process: carbohydrate metabolic process; chitin catabolic process. Gene Ontology annotation, molecular function: chitinase activity; chitin binding.
AUGUGCAAAGUCACUCUAACUGCAGCCUCUUCCUCCAGGCUGGUGUGUUACUAUCAAGGUUCAAGAAACUAUAACAGCGAGGCUGAAAAUAGAGCGGACUACGGGAAGUUCACAAUUUCAGAUAUUGAUCCGAACAAGUGUACCCAUCUGAUCUAUGCUUUUGCCGACAUCGACAACCAAAAUGAACUGGUCCCAAGCAGUGCGACUGACAUACAACGCUAUCAGUCCUUUAAUGGACUCAAAACCAGAAAUCCAGCACUCAAAACCCUGUUGGCAGUUGGUGGCUUGACCUUUGACACACAAAAAUUUACUGCAAAGGUGGCCACAACACAAAACAGAGAAACGUUCAUCCAGUCUGCUAUUAAACUACUGAGAGAAAGUGGGUUUGAUGGCCUAAACCUUGACUGGAGGAACCCUGGAGGAGCUGGAAGCCCAUCACAGGACAAGCAGAGUUUCACAAUGCUUUGCAAGGAGCUCAAGGAAGCAUUUGUGUCUGAGGGGAAAGCAGCCAACCGUGACAGCUUAAUCGUCGCUGCUAGUGUCUCUGCUGAGAAAGCAACCAUCGAUGCCAGUUAUCAAGUCCCACAGAUUGCCAUGCACCUGGAUUUCAUUAAUGUGUUGACAUUUGAUUUUCACGGCCCCUGGGAAAGUGUCACAGGACAUCACAGCCCCUUAUACAAGGGAUCCCAGGACACAGGGAACAAAACCUACUCUAACACUGACUAUGCUAUGCGGUAUUGGCGGGACCAGGGAGCACCAGCACAAAAGCUAAACUUGGGGUUAGCGGCAUACGGGAGAGCUUUUGAUCUCUCCACUGCCUCCAGUGAUGUUGGAGCACCAGCGAAUGGUCCUGGUGAAGAAGGAUGUUACACUGGGGAAGAGGGAUUCUGGGCUGCUUAUGAGACUUGCCUUUAUCUUGAUGGAGUUACAACCGAGCUGAUACCUGAUCAGAGAGUUCCAUAUGCCACCACAGAAAAUCAGUGGGUUGGAUUUGACAACAAAGAAAGCCUCGAUAUUAAGGUCAGUUACCUAAAGAUGAACAACUUUGGAGGAGCAUUUCUUUGGUCUCUCGACCUGGAUGAUAUGAAUGGAGAGUUCUGCAGAAUGGGCAGCAAUCCCCUCAUCAGCCAUCUGUAUAAUCUCCUGCUGCUGUACCACAACCACAUCAAUGCCUACGACCACAACUCUACCUACCACAACCACAACAAUGCCGACCACCACAGCUCUACCUACCACAACCACAACAAUGCCGAUGACCACAACUUCCUCUACCACAACCACAUCAAUGCCUACGACAACAACUCUAUCUACCACAACCACAGCAUUGCCUACGAUCACAAUUCUACCUACCACAACAAUGCCGACCACCACAACUCUACCUACCACAACCACAGCAUUGCAUACGACCACAAUUCUACCUACCACAACCACAUAAAUGCCUACGACCACAACUCUAUCUACCACAACCACAGCAUUGCCUACAACCACAAUUGUACCUACCACAACAAUGCCAACCACCACAACUCUACCUACCACAACCACAACAAUGCCGACCACCACAGCUCUACCUACCACAACCACAACAAUGCCUAUGACCAAAACUUCCUCUACCACAACCACAUCAAUCAUUGCCUACGACCACAACUCUAUCUACCACAACCACACAUUGCCUACGACCACAACUCUACCUACCACAACCACAACAAUGCCAACCACCACAGCUCUACCUACCACAACCACAACAAUGCCUACGACCAAAACUUCCUCUACCACAACCACAUCAAUGCCUACAACCACAACUCUAUCUACCACAACCACAGCAUUAACUACGACCACAAUUCUACCUACCACAACAAUGCCGACCACCACAACUCUACCUACCACAACAACGGAAAUGCCUACAACCACAACUCUACCUACCACAACCACAGAAUUGCCUACGACCACAAUUCUACCUACCACAACGACAUCAAUGCCUUCGACCACAACUCUAUCUACCACAACCACAGCAUUGCCUACGACCACAAUUCUACCUACCACAACCACAACCACCACAACUCCCUCUACCACAACCACAUCAAUGCCUACAACAACAACUCCCGUUACCAAACCCACCACCACUCCCACCACCACAACUGCCGCUUCUGGAAGUUUUUGUGCCGGGCAGCCCGACGGCUACUACAGAAGCCUGGACAAUCCCGCCAACUUCUAUCGGUGCUUCGAGGGAAUAAUAUUCCUUCACAGUUGCCCAGAUGGUCUCAUUUUCAAUGA